ACCGAAUGGAAAGAACAAAACCCAACCAAAAAAAAAGGGAUGACACCCCAUCCCUGAGGGCCCCCAACCCCGACCGGACAGUACGUUGGGAGGAUGUAAGUUGGACUAUAAUCCCAAUCUGACAGAUAGAGAGUGGGGCUCUGUCCCCGGUACUUGCAGAGGCCCUAUGCAUUUUUUAGCAUAGUAACCCCUCAUCGCAGUUGCCGGGAUUCGAACCCGAGACCUAACCCUUGUGUCACUCCCUUCCUACCAGUUGAGCUACGCUCACCGGUAGAACAAAACCCAACCAAGUUCGGGACUUUGGUUCUACUAAAACUCUACUACCAAUAUAUCUAUAAAUAGUAACCUCGCUGCUUCCUUUCUGCAUCAAGAACCUGGCUGAAGCCUUAAGAAGAAAGAUCUGCAAAUCAAUAGGUAUCCCCGUCUCUAUGGUGAAUGUAAAGGGCCUUGCCCGUUUGAAGAAACAGGACCCGAAGGGGUCGGGACAGGGCAUCCAGAAGCCCGCCACUGCCCUCUUUAAGAAAGCCGAGGGCGAUGCCGCUGCCGGUAAGAGGAAGGCAGUGACCAAGGGGUCCCCCCCGGCUACCAAGAAGCCGAAGAAGGGGGAUGUCGCCGAGAAGGAGCCCCCGGUCAUUGUUGCUGAUGAGCACCCCACCUCCGGGGUGCAGGUGGAGAAGCUGCCGGGUGGAACGCCGGCGGGGGCAGAGGAGUCGCUGCCUGAGAUCCUCCAAGUCGCGUUCCCGAGGGGUAUGUCUUUGGCCAGCGGCGCUGUCGACCCGGGGGCCAUCCUGAGGGGUAUGACCCCUGAGACGGAUAGGGCUGCCCUUGGGGCCUACAAUGAUGCGGCCCUCGAGGACCACAUUCUCCGCUCCUCCCUCUCUGCUUGCUUAGCCCUCGGCGAACAGGCUCGGAGGCUUCAAGAAUGGCGCCUCCACAAAGCGGAGCAAGACGCCAGAAUGAGGGAGUGCCUCCUCAAGAACCAAGAGGCGGUGAAGCUGGGGGCCCAGCUAGAAGAGGAGCUCCGGCAGAUGAGCCUGAAAUUGGAGGCUGCAGAGAAAGGCAAGGCUGAUGCUGAGGCCGCUGCCAGGAGAGCUGCUAAAGAGGCCGAGGACUCCAAAGCGCUAGCCGUCGCCAAGGCUCAGGAGGAGGCCGUUGAGGCCUUUGUCGCCGAGGGUUGGAGAGCCGAGGGGCGCAAGAUGUGGGUGUCCUCGGUCGUGGAGGCCUGCGUUGAAGAAUGGGCCGAGGGCCCUGGAUGGGAAUGGAUGGCCCGGAAGGGCAGAGAGUACUAUGAAGCCGGCGAAUUCUUCACCCAGGCCCUCAUCUACCGGAGGAUGGCCCGACAUUUGGGCAUUGAGCAAAAGGACUUCUCCCCCUCGGCGUAUGGCCUUCCUCCCUUGCAGCCUGAUGUCCGUGAGUCGCUCCCGGAAGGUGUUCAGAGGCCCGACCUUGAGGACACGAUGUUGAAGAAUGAGGCCAAGGACGACGCUGUCGAGACCAGAGCGGAGGCAUCAUCGAGGCCGGCUGCAGAGGGCGCCCCAGGGAAUGAUGCCGUUGUAGUCGUAGAAUGACUUUGUAUUUAGAAAUCUUUGAACAUGUUUUGUAAUGAACAACAUUGUUCCUUCGGCUUCGGCCCGUUUGUAAAUCUCACACUUACUUUGUUUUUGA
Molecule: messenger RNA, 1665 nt
Organism: Cuscuta europaea
Lineage: Eukaryota; Viridiplantae; Streptophyta; Magnoliopsida; Solanales; Convolvulaceae
Source: the annotation of a GenBank genome assembly